AUGAGUAAAGAACAACCAUCUAACUUUGUCAUUCGACAAGAGAACGAAAGGAAAAGCGUCUCUAAGACUCCACUAAAGAAUAUGAUCAUGUUGGAUGAGAGCGAGGACAUCGACGUCGAUGUUGACCAAGACAUCAUCGAAGAGGAAACUCCGAAGAAUGUGACCCCACCCAUGACACCUCCCAUUGAAAGAGAAGUUCUCUUCUCAACUACAAAAGCCCCCGUGGAGAAUGAAAAGAGUCGGAGAAUUAAGGAAUUGUGUUCAAACGUCAAUACUCAAAGUAAAAACGUUGUGAUGGAAGAGUUAAGAGAGAAACACGGCGAUUUUGAGAACUCGACAACAGACACGACGGUGGACCCCGCACUCUUUUUACGAUUUGAGAAAUCGACGGACAUCGACAAGUCUCUAGAGAGGUCCGAGGGUUCACAAAGUGUUAAAUUGUCAAAGGAGAAGAGUUCUACGCCAUUUGAGAAAACAAAAGUCGACGAUGUAUCGAAGGGGGUGUUACUUGCGGACGGAAAAGAGCUUGACGCAUAUUUGAAAGAUUCAAAAAGAAAUUCUGAGUUACCAAGCGACGCUGCCACUGAGGCGGGAUAUACGAUAUUCUCGGAGUCGAAAGAAACGGACAAUUCGGAGAACGAGAAAAUGAAAUUACUCAAACAACAGUCGAUGGAAAUUGACUCACAUGUUUUGGAAGUGGAAGAAGACAAACAAGCAAAUCAAAUUGUUGGAAAUGCGAUGGAGGAGGUGAAAGAUAAAAAAGAAGUGCAAACGAGAACACCUAUGGAGGAAGAAGGCAAUGACACGCAAACUAUUAAGGUCGUAAAAAUUGAUCCGAAACAAAUGGAAGAAAUCAUGGCGGCGAAUCGCGACGACAAAGAAGAGUCACGGAGAGCAAGUGCACUUCAAGAUUUCGUUAAAUCGGAUUCAGAGGAAUUGAUGGAAGAGAAUGAGAGAAAUGUUGAGGCACUCGUUUUUAAUAAACACAAUUUACAAACUCCAGGGAGUAGAAGAGAACAAAUGCAAGCACAAAUACUCAAGAGGUAUCUCCCAGUUUCGUUAGAUUCUGAUAAGUUAAAAGGUGUUGUUUUGCCGAUUCUUACGUCCGUGUCGAGAAAGGGACGGUUGAGGUAUAUUAAAAAGGUUGAGGCGAUUGCUAAUGGUCUUAAAAAGAAAAAAAGGCUCUUACGGAAUCAACACGAUGUGGACGAAUUACUGAGAGUUCAAUCAACAGAGACAACACCAGAGUUUAAACGCAAGUUGAGAACAAAGGAAGAACGAGAGAAGAAGCCCCGAGCACCACCCAAGCGUAAAAGAGUUUACUUCUUCGUCGAGGACUUGGAUGAUUGA
This is a messenger RNA of Entamoeba invadens IP1, 1350 nucleotides long. RefSeq lists its product as hypothetical. The coding region runs from base 1 to 1350 and encodes 449 amino acids. The record is from RefSeq and is a predicted model, not a curated record. The transcript has a single exon. Lineage: Eukaryota; Evosea; Mastigamoebida; Endamoebidae.